This is a messenger RNA of Gekko japonicus, 521 nucleotides long. It is a transcript of the gene MTURN, whose product is annotated as maturin, neural progenitor differentiation regulator homolog (Xenopus). Gene Ontology annotation, biological process: positive regulation of megakaryocyte differentiation; regulation of signaling. NCBI's taxonomy places the organism in Eukaryota, Metazoa, Chordata, Lepidosauria, Squamata, Gekkonidae. Gene Ontology annotation, cellular component: cytoplasm. The record is from RefSeq and is a predicted model, not a curated record. The transcript has 3 exons. Bases 53 to 448 code for a protein of 131 amino acids.
AGGAGGGAGGGAGGGAGGAGGCUGAAGGCAGCCCGGGCAGGAGGAGGCGAGGAUGGAUUUCCAGCAGCUGGCGGACGUUGCGGAUAAAUGGUGCUCCAACACCCCCUUCGAGCUCAUCGCCACCGAGGAGACCGAGAGGAGGAUGGAUUUCUAUGCCGACCCGGGCGUGUCCUUUUACGUCCUCUGUCCUGACAACAGCUGCGGGGACAAUUUCCACGUGUGGAGCGAGAGCGAGGACUGCCUGCCUUUCUUGCAGUUGGCGCAGGACUACAUCUCCUCCUGUGGUAAAAAGACCCUCCACGAAAUACUGGAAAAAGUCUUCAAAUCAUUCAGACCUCUAUUGGGGCUUCCAGAUGUAGAUGAUGAUGCAUUUGAAGAAUAUAAUGCAGACGUGGAAGAAGAGGAGGCAGAAGCCGAUCACCAGCAAAUGGGUGUCAGUCAGCAGUAAUAUUUGGAGGAAAUUAAAAUUAUAUUUUAUCCUACCAGGUGGGGUCUUAUGCUUCUGCAUUAGCAUUUUUUUU